Arachis ipaensis is the source of this 1802-nucleotide messenger RNA. RefSeq names its product cytochrome P450 714C2-like. The record is from RefSeq and is a predicted model, not a curated record. Lineage: Eukaryota; Viridiplantae; Streptophyta; Magnoliopsida; Fabales; Fabaceae. Gene Ontology annotation, molecular function: monooxygenase activity; iron ion binding; heme binding.
AAUGUCCAUUGCUGUUGUUUGAGUCAGAUCUUUGUGAAGGUGGAAAAAAAAAAAAAGAAAGAAAGAAGAGUGAGUUUCAUUAGCCAUGGUGCUGCAAUUUGAUCCCAAGUUUCUAACAUCCAUUGCAUGGGUUGGUUUUGCUGGAUUGUUGGUUCUUUUGUACAAUAAUCUUGUGGUGAAGCCAAAGAGGAUUAGAUCAAAGCUAAGUAAUCAAGGUAUAAAUGGUCCAACUCCAACUUUUUUGCUUGGAAAUAUUAGGGAGAUCAUGAAAGCUUGUCAACUCAUCAUCACUACUUCAAAGUCUCGUUCUGUUGAAGUCCCUCAUCUUCAUGAGAUUGCUCCACUUACCUUCCCUUUCUUAAACACAUGGAAGCAGAAAUACGGUCAAAUGUUCUUAUUUUCCAUUGGAAGCAAUCAAAUAUUGUAUGUGGACAAACCUAAGGUAGUGAGAGAUAUAGUUACAUGCGCAUCCAUGGACUUCGGCAAGCCUAUUUAUACUCAGAGGGAACUACGACCUCUGCUUGGUCAGGGCAUUGUGAGUUCCAAUGGAACAACAUGGGCCACUCAAAGAAAGAUCCUUGCUCCAGAGUUUUACAUGGAAAAAGUUAAGGGUUGGAUAACUAUAAUAGGUGAAUCUGCUAAUUCUCUGUUAAACCAGUGGAGUAGUAUCAUAGAGGCACAAAAUGGAACUGCAGAUAUAAAAGUUGAUGAUUACUUGCUAAGAUUUUCUGGGGAUGUUAUUUCAAAAGCAUGUUUCGGUAGCAACUAUUCUAAGGGAGAAGAAAUUUUCUCCAAACUUUUAGCACUGCAGGAUAUCAUGUCAAAAAAUGUCUUCAGUUCAAUGAUUCCAGGAAUGAGAUACCUUCCAACAAAGAACAAUAGAGAAGCAAAAUCACUAGAAAGAGAGUUGAAAAAUUGUAUACUCGAAGUGGUUAAGCAGAGAGAGAAAUCAUGUCAUCGCAACAGAGACUUUCUGCAAAUGCUUAUUGAGGCUACCAAAAACAGUGAUCUCACUCAAGAUGCCACUGAAACCUUUAUUGUUGAUAACUGCAAGAAUAUAUAUCUUGCAGGUUCCGAAACCACUUCACUUUCUAUAGUAUGGUGCCUUAUGUUGCUGGCUUCAAAUCAAGAGUGGCAAGAUCGUGUUCGCGCCGAGGCACUAGAAAUUUGCAACGGUAGAAUUCCGGACUCUCAUAUGCUCAGUAAAAUGAAGCAGCUAACAAUGGUUAUUCAUGAAGCACUACGCCUUUAUCCACCGGUACCUGUGAUUCCAAAAGAGGCCUUAGAGGACAUGGAACUUGGCAACAUCCAUGUCUCAAAAGGUGUUUCAAUUUGGAUUAUGUGUUUGACCUCACACACAGAUCCAGAAUUAUGGGGAUCUGAUGCCUAUAAAUUCAAUCCAGAGAGGUUUGCAAAUGGAGUCAGUGGUGCAUGUAAAUUGCCACACAUGUACAUGCCAUUUGGGUUUGGUGUAAGAAUCUGUCUUGGAAAAGAUUUGGCUAUGACUGAAAUCAAGAUGAUGUUAAGUCUUAUUUUGUGUAACUUCACUUUCACCCUUUCUUCUAAGUAUAUUCAUUCACCUGCUAUUAAGUUGUUAUUGGUGCCCCAACAUGGAGUUCAUUUGUUGGUUAAAAAACUAUCAACUACUUAACUAGUUAUGAUCCUCAUCGUCGAUAAGUUUUUGGUGGUGUAUGUCGUAUUUUAAUAUAUAUUUUAUAAGAGCAGGUGUGAUAUUUGUCAAUGUAAUAAAGACUCUAUGUUAAAUCGUAAAAUUUAUGAACGUAAUAAAUAUUCUAUCUUCU